Molecule: messenger RNA, 741 nt
Organism: Hansenula anomala
Lineage: Eukaryota; Fungi; Ascomycota; Saccharomycetes; Phaffomycetales; Wickerhamomycetaceae
Exons: 1
Coding region: 1-741 (246 amino acids)
Source: RefSeq, a predicted model, not a curated record
AUGACCCUUCAUUCAUAUUUACACUCCACAUUAACAACCCUAUUAUCACCACAAAAACAAUCAUCAUCAAUCCCAAUAGAGACUGAUUAUGAACUAUCACCAGACUAUGAAGACUCUACACACUCAAUCUCUGAUCGUAUAAUAUCUCAAAGACAAAAAAUCUCAAACUUUUCCACACCUACAAGAUCAAGACCAAAUCGUCAACACACAACUGCACCAAGCACCACCACAACAACAACAACCAUUGAAAUAUCCAAUGAUUUUGAAGAUGAUCGUGACAAGAUUAGACAAUUCAUUAAUGUCAAACAGACACUAUUAUCUCUUCGAAAUCUGGAGAAAUUGAUCACGGAUCCUAAUGUGAAUUAUGAAGGUUUUAAAAAAACUUAUAUCGAAUCAAGUAUGGGGUUAUUAAAUUCUAUUCAGGAUAGAGCAGAAUUACAAACAUUGAGUACAGGAACAACGGAUCAAUCAAGGGAUUAUUUGAUAAGGAUCGGAUUGGUUUCUGUGCAGAUAUUCGUUGUCUUGAUGGAUUUGUUCACUCCGUUGUUUAUACAAUUCACUGUGAUGUGGAGACAAGUUUUAAAUAAUGAUUUGGUUCAGAAAAUUUUGAAUACUGUGGUGGAGUUGAUAUUUGUUUUGUUGACACUGGUUUUGGAUUAUUUGAAAAAGUAUCAACUAAAGUCUAAAAAGCAAAAGAGGUUAAAGAGUCAUCAAAAUCCUACAAAGUUCAAAAGAAUAUAG